Cladophialophora bantiana CBS 173.52 is the source of this 465-nucleotide messenger RNA. RefSeq lists its product as uncharacterized. The record is from RefSeq and is a predicted model, not a curated record. Lineage: Eukaryota; Fungi; Ascomycota; Eurotiomycetes; Chaetothyriales; Herpotrichiellaceae. The transcript has a single exon. Bases 1 to 465 code for a protein of 154 amino acids.
AUGGCAUCGUCCCAAACCUCUAAUAACAACACCACCACUACCACCACCACCACCACCAACAACAACAACCACACCACCAAUAAUACCGUCGCCAACAACACCUCAGACAACAAUACCGCCAGCUGGGUCGACGCGUGGGCCGCCGCCUAUGGCACCAGGAGUUUUCUUCCGUCAGAACUUGAAUACUAUGAUCCUCUGGCAGACUACGAUUUCGACGGCAACGACGUUGAAGGCCUUGAACUCCAGGUGGUGGUCGAACUCAUCGAGGAAUAUGUCGACGCCGAAUACGUCGAAGACGGAUUUGAAGAGAGCGGCAUCCGACACAUCGAGGGUCUCGGGGGCAUCGAGGUUUCUUGGAUCUCGGGGAUUGGGCGAGACGAGGACUUAGUCCCUAAUCGCUCAGAUGGAAUUGGGCUUUCUCACCAACAACGUAUAUCGGUUGUACCGGAAGAGGAUGGCCAGUGA